AACUUGUUGUGUAUUUAUAUACCUAUGUGUGUUAUUAUGCUAUAUUGCGUUGGUAUAAAUCAGAGGAGAAGAGUUUGGGAGAGAUUGAUCGGAGUUAUGGCAGUGUGUUGGGGGCGACGGCGGGGGCUUGUCGUCGGUGGGUUGCGGAGGUGAACAGAGUAGAAAGGAUGAGUGCUGUGAGUAGAAAGGUCAGUGGAGAGGCAGAAUUUAGGCCGAUGUUGAGUUGCUCAGUCUCUGCAGUCACGGUGAGGGGAGGCUCAGGCGCUACUGGAUAGAGUAGUGAUGGUGUAGCUGCGAGGAAAUAAGGAGAUGGGGCAGUUCGUGCUUGUGGUGUUGUAGCGAGGUGAUCGGACUUCUUGCCGGCUGUGCGAGUGAGAGUGAGAGUGAGAGAGAGAGAGAGAGAGAGAUGGCUGAGUAGGUGUAUUUUUUGUGUAUAUAUAUGUGUUUAUACCACUGUUGGCUGUGAUUGUGUUAACUGAUUUUGUUAGUUUCGAGUCUUGCGUAUGUCGGGUCUUGUUUGAUUUUGAUUGAUUAGUUUCUGCUUUGUUGCCCUUGUUUCAAGCACGGUUUAGGAUAAUUCAAAAGCAUAUCAAGUGAUGAUUUCUGCUAUGAAAAUGUUUAACUUAGAGUCUAGUUUAAGUACGAAAAAGAAUUUCAAAGUUUCGUUAAACGAGCUAAAGGAUAUGUAUGUUUUAGUGUGAGUUGAGCAGAAAAUUCUGGGCAGGUGUGUCCUAUUCUAGGCCCUGUUUUGCUACUUAAAACUUGAGCUUUGCUUCUGAAAUUUUUACUGGAGUUAGAUGUUAGUAUCUGGAAUAUGUCAUUAAAAUUUUAUACAGACAGACCAAAUUUUCUAUUUAUUAAAAUUCAUAGCGUGGGGCUGAUUCUGCAGGACAGAUUCAGGUUCCUGACUUGCAGGUCCUGUUUUACUCCCUUAAACAUGGAAUUUGGUUCUGAAAUUUUUAUGGUAGAUUGGAAUAAUGUUUAGGAGUGUCUCAUAAAAAUUUCGUAUUAAAAUGAUAAAUUCUCAAUUUAUUAAAAAUCUUAGAGUGAGGGCUGUUUGAACUAUUUGCUCUAGUCUUCUUUCUCUGUUAGUGCAUUGUAUGGGGUUAUACUUGGAUAAUUGUAUAUGAUCGAUUAUUAAAUGGAUUGGCUCGGUUAACCUUGUAUAUCUAAUUAAACGUGUUUUGCGUAUAACAAAUUAGCAAUCUUGCUAAAAGAUUUCAUUAUAUGCUUAAUGCAAGUCAAGGCAGAUUUUCUUAUGUGUUUACUGCAAGUCAAGGCAGAUUUUCAUAGUAAUAAUUCAUGUGUUAGCAAUAGUAUUGACUGGUUGUUGGUAUUGCAAACAGGUGGAUAAGACUAUAAACAGAGGAGAUUCUGCCGAAUUUUCGUUAGAAAUUAUAUGUAUUUUAGUAGCUAUAAAAAGGGUUAUUUGUGCAAUUAUGUGCUAUGUGUUUAUCUGACUAUGUGGUAUGUGUAAGCGAAGGAUAGCUAUAUAUAGUUCCUAACGCUUUCAGAAUUAGUUAAUCCGUCUGAUCCGACGACUGAAAUACUAUUUUACUAUCGUAUAGAACUGAACGAGACGUUGAUCGAGACGUGAUUGAAAUGGGUAUUCAGAAAUAGCCAAGUGGUGUUGCAAGUUGAAUUAAGGCGAAACUUAGUUAUAAAUCAAAUCUUAUCAGAAGUUGGCAGAAGGGGAUGAUAUGGUGGUAUAUAGUGUCAUUAGAAGUCUGAGCUAGAUACCGGAGUUAAGCUAAGGAUUAAGGUGGUCACCUGGGUAAGCUGCGCGUAAGAGUAAUGCUAGGCGAGACUGCUAGGGAGGUGGCUGCGAGACUAGUUAUGGUUAGAGUUGAAUUAUUUCAAUUCAGUUGUAGAUGGUUUUUAUUUAUUGGUUAUCAGUUAUCCUUCUUACCGAAGUUUAGCUGAUAACGUAGUUUAAGUUGUAAAAAGAUUUUAUAGUUUGGGUUCUGGUUUCAAUGCUGUAACCUAUUUGCGAUCCUGUUGUUAGGGGGUCAAAGUGAUUUUGAUUUAAAUCUCUUUUAAAAAUCCAGAUUUUGAAAUAUAUGUUUUACCUUCUUCCGGAAAUACAGGUUUAAAUUGAUUUUGUCCACGUGGCACCAGAUCCAGACCCCCGGAUCUGAGGGAUGUCACAAAAACCCUUCAAACACCAUCAAAAUCACUGCACCUCCACCAAGACUUGCCAACCUUACUCACUCUAAAAAGCUCCUUGAAAUGAACAAAAACAUCCAACCUGGAACCAUUGUUGAAGUGAAAGGAGAAGUGGAAAAGCUUGUGCUUGAUGCUGAGUGGAGGAACAUGAUUUAUGGGGUAGAAGAUAGGUAUUUUCUGCACUUAAUGGGUGAAUAUUACUGUAAUAUGAAACCAAUUAGGGGUCUAGAUUGUAUCAUGCAUUUGACAACCAUUAUGGGAGGAAAACCAAUCUUGGUAGAUCACAAAACACUCAACAAAGCACUGCAUUUGCCUCAUAGAUUUAUUUCUCUGCCUUGUGUUGACAUAUAUUCUCAUUUUGUGUUCUGCAAAGAAGAGUUUCAGCUGUAUGUGGGGUUCUUUACUGAUUCUGAUGUGCCCUUUGGGAUCUGUGACUCUAACUGUGGUAUUCAUUACAAGCAUUUCACUCCUAUGUACCAACUGAUUGCCUUAAUUCUGAGAUCUAAUGUGUUAACUAAGCCUAAUCAGGAUAAGCAUUUUGACUUCUUUGACUUGAAGUUCAUGUUUCUAUUUGUGACAAACAGGAUUGACUUUAGCAUUUCUUAUGUUAUACUCCUUAACAUGAUAAAUGCUCACCUAGUUGAUUACAUGCCAUAUGGUCAGAUGCUUACUUCUGUGUUUGGUUUAUUUCACUUGCCACUGCCUACUUCACUUGAGACUAAGAACAACUCUUACAUUUCUGUCACACAUGUUAGGACUCAGAUUCCUUUAGAUAAGUGUGAAACUCAAGUAGCUACUCACUCUAAGUUUAUUGCUAGUCUACAAGAAGAGGAUGUGUUUUUAGCAGAUAAUGGCUCAUUUAUGAAAAUGUUUGAAGAACAGAAACUAGAAAUGAAAAGGAUUAAGGAUGAAAACAUUGCUAUCAUAAAUAGGGUGACCUAUCUAGAGGGAAUAGCUGCAACUUUAGGAGGGGCUAGGCAGAUGGACAUUGAUAUAGGAAACUUAUAUCAGGUUCAGAUGAGUGGAGAAGGAACUUUUAUUGAUGAUAUUGAUAUGUUUCAUGAGAUUGAGGCUGUUGGGGUUGGUAUUGGGGGUCAAAGUUCAAAAGGUUUUACUGAUUUGGGUACUGGUAGUUUCAUGGCUGCAAUGGAGGAAGCUUUACAGUGACUUGAUGCUGUUGCUGUGGAUGCUUAACUGGUGACUGUUCCUUUGUUCCUUGAAUUGUUUAAAUUCUUGGAAAUGUAUGUUUUAUUAUCCUGCUUAGCUACCUGUUGGAUGACUGUAAUGACUUUAGUACUUGUUUUGCUGUUGAAUUUUGAAGUGCUUGCACUUCCUGGCUUGUAUUAACACAGGUGUAGGAACCCAGUUCAUGUCAAUCAGUUAACAAAACUGAUUGUGUUGAACUCUUUUGGAUUUGUAAUAUAUUAUCCUUCAUCUGUUAUCUAACCUUGUGUUCUCUAUAGUCAUUUGAUAUCUCAGACACACACACAUAGAUUUGUAGCUAGUGCUUGCUUAACAGGAGACUCAAGAAAUUGUAAGCCUUGUCAAAUGGGAAGUCUGGUGGACAAACAUUGGACAAGCAGAGUUAAGUUUCUUAACUAAAAACCACUCAGGUAAUUAUCUUUUCUUACUUAAAACAGUCAAUAUGUGUUAAUUCCAUCCAAUCCAGGAGCUCAUAAACUAUAAAGACAGUAGGUUGUUAUAUAUAUGUCUUUGUGUACACUGGUUAUAUAUUACAGGUGUUAGAUCAAGAGUUUUAUACAAGGUCUUGCUUUGGUUACAUUUCUUACUGUAUAAACUGUUAGUAUCUUUGUGAAAACAGUUGGAGAUUGAAGCUUAUAAGUAACCUGAUGCCAUGUAUCAGCAAGCACAAGUUAUUAGUAUCCUGUUAUAAGUUUUUGAUGCUAGAACAUGAUGUAUAGUUGAUAAUAACUAUUAUGUGCAGAUAUGUUCGCAAAAUACCAGGAACGAUUAGAGAACUAAAUAUGGUAGUUCAUUAGAAUGUACUAGAAUUAUGCCAUGUACUAGAGCAGACUGGUUUGCAUAUUAGAAUACUCAGGUGUGUUGAAUAAGUUUGUUAAAAUAAUCUCACUUGUAUAGACAUGUGUUGCACGAGACUAUCAA
Molecule: messenger RNA, 4290 nt
Organism: Daucus carota subsp. sativus
Lineage: Eukaryota; Viridiplantae; Streptophyta; Magnoliopsida; Apiales; Apiaceae
Exons: 2
Coding region: 2230-3333 (367 amino acids)
Source: RefSeq, a predicted model, not a curated record